Messenger RNA from Psilocybe cubensis, 2862 nucleotides. RefSeq lists its product as uncharacterized. Gene Ontology annotation, biological process: piecemeal microautophagy of the nucleus; autophagosome assembly; protein localization to phagophore assembly site. Lineage: Eukaryota; Fungi; Basidiomycota; Agaricomycetes; Agaricales; Agrocybaceae. Gene Ontology annotation, cellular component: phagophore assembly site; extrinsic component of membrane; cytosol. The coding region runs from base 1 to 2862 and encodes 953 amino acids. The record is from RefSeq and is a predicted model, not a curated record. The transcript has 4 exons.
AUGUCCAAUGACAUCCUCAAAGCUGAUCAGAUAGCCUUCCACUUUUAUACGAAAUUGUUCUAUGCUGUGAAUCAUGCUAGGGCGACGGAGGAACCAAGUACGAAUCCAAAACCUGAUAAAUGGUUCAACUUGGAGACUCCCGACUCGGACCUCUUCACCAAGGAGGCGCGCGAGCCUUAUCGGAGCAUCUCAUUAGCUCCACUUCCAGGUCCUCCGACGCUAGAAUUACAAGUACUUUUGUCGAUUCCAGACCUGACAAAUAACCAAGUCCUGGUGUAUAUGUCUCCUGACUCAUCUCGCGUCAGAAUCGAGCCAACUCCAAAGUUCAUACUUUUAGAGACAUGGUCUCUGGGGAUGACCUUACAUCGCCCUGGACAUCAACCUGGGGACAAUACAGAUGUCGCCCUUCCCAUAAUCUACAAGCAGGGCAUCAUAUUGUUUCGCAGCGUCUUCAGUUUGCUCAGGGUGCUGCCUGUAUGGAAGUUCUACAAGCGUCUAAAGAGGAAAGUUGGGGGAAUCAAUAGGAAUGGGCACCUGGGAAUCAAAGUGAGGGUGCGACCUCACGGGGAGGAUGAGAACGACACGAGGAUACUUGGGUUCGACGCCAGACUGUCACCAACGUACCGUACACCGCUUCCCACCUCAACUCACAAUUUCCACCCUGUGCCCCAUCUGUUCGGGACAUUCAAUUUAUCCACCACUUAUCUAAAUACCCCCAACUUCCAACUGGACGAAUUAGAGUCCCUGCUGUCGUCCAGGUUCAUAUCCCUCGAUCUAGAGGGUUUUAUCCCGACUCUAGAUAAGAAUCGGCAACGCGACUCCAUGUCAGGAUCAUCUUUGCCCACCAGUAGUGGCAUUCGCUCAAGUGUGUCCCGAUCUCCUCCCAGGGCCAUUGGAAAGACUACUUCAGGGGGCAGUGGCGCGGACAGUGUCAGCGUGGCUGAGAGGUUCAUACUCCCAUCCCGUGUGUCAAGUAUGGGGGCACCUUCUUUAGGAAUGACUGCGAGCUCCGGGACAAGUGCACUUAUACCCCCACCACGACCAUUUCCUUCAACAAACCCCUCAUCCAAUACCCCUCAUGCUAUCCCUUCACAACCCAUUCCUGCCUCUGGUCUGGCAGUCAACCGUCUGCGAAAGGAGAGCCUCAAUUCUUCUUCCUCUUCUUUGCUAUCCACCAGAGAUCUUCCUUUAGGCCCACCCGCCGGCACUUCAUCACUAUCUUCCUCUCCUGUCUCCGGGGCUCUCCCCAUCCGCCGACCCAACAUCGGCCAGGUUCACCCUUUCAAAUCCAACACAUUCUCAAGCAAUUCUGGGUCAUCUCCUUCACUAUCAAUUCGGCAGGGUGCCGGAGGCAGCGGCUCUCCUGCAGGGGGGCCUUCAGUCCUCUCUGGAGCCACACAUUCGCCCAUCGGGAACCCGGCCCGGCUACCUCCAUCGCCGAUGAGCACUGGUUUUGUCUAUCCUUCACCGCCUGCAGGUGCGACCACCUUUGCGCCAUCUAGUCUUGGGGAUCGACGUCCAGGGACGAGUGGAAGCGGAGCAAGUUCAGAGAGAGACCGCGACAGGAGGAUGAGCGUGAACAGCUUUGGUCAGGGGUCGGGUAUAGGUAUGGCAGGAGGCGGAAAUGGAGAGGUUGAGGAGGGACGCGCUCCUGUCCCUGUACCUAUGCCAACGAGGAAGAGAUAUUCUAGUAGUUUUGGUCAUCGCUAUGCUGGUAGUGUGGGCAGCGGAACUGGAAUUCCUGCCCCUGGUUCUGCCAAUAGUGGAGGAGCCGUCGUCGGUGGCCUUGAUGGUAGGAAUGUUGGAGGUAGUGGAAGUACUCCUGGAAGCGGGAAUGCAAGUGGUCGAGGCACUCCUGCAAGUCUUGGUGCUGGUAGUGGACAAGAGGGGAAAAGAGAAGUAAGCCAUUUUCUUUUAUUCGUGCUUGCUGUGGAUGUCAUUUUGGUUCAAUUCGCCGUGGAGCCGUGUAUUGAUGUUAUUUCGUUUCUUAACACUAGGACAGACGACGACGACAUAUCCAUUUUUGUUCAGGAUAUCGAAGAACGUAAACCGCUCACAGGUCGAACGAAGGAAAGAGAGAAACAGGAUCGAGACCGAGUACAGCUCGAACAGCAGAGGAAAUAUGGAUGGCAUUAUGAAGAACGUGGACAUGGUCUGGUACCCUCGGAGUCCUCAUCAGCUAAAGGCAAGGAGAAAGAGCGAUCGGGGUGGAGCCUGGAGAGUACGGAAACAGACCAACGGCGGCGGCGACUCGAUGGCACUGCUGGUGCAUAUGUGGGCGAAGACGCGUACACCACCUCGCCGCCACCGUUGGAUGAUUCUCCCACUUUUGACGUUGCGGAUCUUGACGAUCGCCUUGCGUCCACUGCGGAGCGGGCUGCGCAGCUCUCUACUUCCCCAAAUCGGGGCCCUAUGCUUACCAGUCAGAAUGAGGUCGAUGAAAGGUUGAAGCAAAUGAACGAGCGGUUCCUCAAGAGUCUGGAAGGUCUAGGUGGAGGUAGCACGCGGCGGAAGAAGAAUAGCAGCGCCACUCAAGGUUCCAUUUCUUCUGCUACAUCUGUUUCGCAGGCCAGGGAUGACACUAGUACCAGUGGGAGCUCUACCUCACGUCCGUCACGCGGGCUUAGCCUCGGUUUUCCUUCUCGAGAAAGUAGUGAAAAGGAUUUGGAUCCGAACAGGCUUCCUUAUCCUCCUUACUUCUACACCUCUGGAUCGGGACAGGGUGUUGGAAGAGGACGACACUCAUCCACAAGCUCUAGUACGAUGGGAACGAGCGAGGGUGGAGCAAGCCAGGGGUCAGAAGAGGUCAUUGGACGCAUGGAACUUUACGAAGACAAGCGGAAGGGUAGAUAUCAGGGCUAG